Molecule: messenger RNA, 1794 nt
Organism: Prorocentrum cordatum
Lineage: Eukaryota; Dinophyceae; Prorocentrales; Prorocentraceae
Source: the annotation of a GenBank genome assembly
GCGAUGCAGCGGUUCGCCAUGGACGAGGAGUCGCAGGAUGGCUACCACCAGCAGAGCACCAGCAGCGCCCACCUCCGACAGAGCGCUCCGAGCGCCUCGAGCCUGCCCAGCAAGCAGCUCAACAUGCGAAUGCCGACCCCUGCGAAGAGCAGCGAGGGCUGGAUGGGCAUGCUGAGCUGGGGCCGCGGGAGGAGGAGAAGCUACGAGAGCGUGGCCUCUGGCCUGCAGGAGCUCUACAAGGCGUGCGCGGGCGCGGCCGCCGAAACCGACGCGGGGGCGGCAGCGCGGCCCUCGCAGGCCGCUGCGGAGGCGGAGCUGCGUGGACGGCUGCGGCAAGACCGCUUCGCACACGACGGGCUGCUGCGGCAGCUGCGUCAGGCGGCGGCCGCGGGGCAGCUGGACCCCGUGGACUGGCGCCGCCUGCGCGCCGAACUGACAGAGGCCGCGCCGCAGCUGAGGCCCGCGGAGGUGCCCAUGGUGCUCGGAGGUCUGGCGACGCUGCGGAGCGUGGAGCCCGCGUACCUCUCCCCCGUGCUGCAGCCGAUCGGCCACCUGGCCCCGUUCAUGUCCGGGCCGCAGUUGGUCGCCGCGCUCUCCGGCCUCUCGGCGCUGGCUCCGCCAGCGGCAGACGGCGGCAUCGCCGACCCGGCGCUGGGCGUGGUGCAGCAGCAGAGCGACUUGAUGUUCGGCCUCGUGGAGGCUCGGCUGGGGAGCCUGAGCCACGAGGACAUGCUGCAGCUCCUCGAGGCCGUCCUGCAUCUCCAGUGCCACCAGGCGGAUUUGCUCGAGACCAUCAUCAGCCACCUGCCCUCGCCCACGGGCUUGCCCACCUCGCGCCUGCAGAGGCUGCUGCUGACUCUGCAGGGGCUUCUCAGAGAGGCGUGGGUCGGUGAGACCUGCGUCGCUGGAAUCCGCACGGUGCUGCUCGACUGCCGGACUGCAGUUCGGACGCGCCUCCGGACGCUGUCCGACCAGGAGUUGCUUCAGGUGUUGCUGCUGUCCGUGGGCGUCGAGCGCGCCCUGAGUGCUCUGCAUGCCGAGCAGGCGGCACUCCGCCGGGACGAGCCUGGAGUGGACCUGGGCCCUGGCGAGCUGCUGCUGCUGGCUGGCGAGGGCAGGCUCCGGACGGCCGGGUCCGCCGCAGGAUUCCACAGGCUUCUGCUCGGCCAGCUCGGGAGCCCCCACAGCGUCCUCGCCGAGAUGAAGCCACGGGAGUGCGUCGAGUUGGCGAGGGCUCUCGCGGCGCUCUCGGCCGCCGAGAGGGCAGAGCAGCCGGCCGCUGUGCGCGCGUGGCCGCCGCCGUACCUGGCGCGCCUGUGCCCCUCGCUCGUCGAGCGUGUCCUGGAGGUUCUCGACAUCCUGCGGGCGGACGAGUUGCUGUCCAUCCUGGAGGGGCUGUCCUUGGAUCUUGGCUACAGGGACCACUACUUCGCCGACCGCUGCGCCGAAGCGCUGCGCCCGCGGCUGGUGCCGGUGCGGGACACGCCGCACGGGCAGGCCAGCCCAGCGAUCCGCGCGCUGCAGGUGCUGGCACUGCACGGCCCUGUCGGCUUCGCCACGCUGCUGGUCGCAGUCCUGGAGGACCUGGGCGCACGUGCCGAGGCCGGCCUCGAGCUGAACGUUGCGCCGUGCGCCGGCCUGCGCGAGCUGGUCGAAGCUGGGCGCGCCUGCGCCGCUGCGGGCGCCGAGGAGCCAGGCCUUGCGGGCGCGGGGACGGCCUGGCUGUUCCGCCUCUCGGAGCGUUUUGGGGACGCCGCGGGCGACGAGCGGAGCCCAUCUUCAAGGGGGAGGUAA